GAAACGAGAAACAUUUUCUUUAAAAAAAAAAAAUAUAUUAAAAAAUGUAGAGUUUGGGGUUGGGUUGCGGGGGAGGGGCUGGAUCCUGCCAGCCCCACGUCUCUCACUGAGGGAAUAACGGGGCACGUGGGAAUGAUUGAGUGCUUUGUGUGAUGUAAAAUCAUAAUAAUAAUGAUCAUGGCUGUUUCUUUCGAAUGUAGGAAACAGUGCGGGACAAUUUCACCAUUCUUCAUAAAAAAAGCGGAUUUCUGUGUGCAGAUAUAAGGCGAAAUGUCCUCCUUUUGGAAAGGUAAACCAGCACUGCAGCAUGUUGUGCAAACAAGGACAGUUCAGGAUAUUCAUCUUGACUUAAGCCCCUAUUCCUACUUGACAGAUCCUUCCUGGUGACCCGGUAGAUGGCACUCUUCUCCUGGUACUGAAUCAACAGCUCGGCAUGCAGGUUAAAAGAGAUACCACUCAAAGCCAGUUCUUUUUUCUGAGCAGAACUGAUACAGAAUGCCCAUGAGUAACAUGCAAAAGCUUAAGACUUUCUUCAGAUUUUAAAAUCUUUCCAGAAUGGGGGAUCAAUCUCUUCUACAGCAGAUGCAUAGUGAUGUGCUGAUAGGCAGUCCAUUAGCAAAGGACAGCUAUGAUUAUGCCUCUCUUCUCAACCUUCAUAUUUCUCCAAAGCCUUCAUCUGCAAGAGGUAAUGAGUCACAUAAUAAAAUGUGUCUAGAAUCUACUAACGGUGGCAUUAGGAGCCAUCAGGACUCCACAGUUUCAGAUGCUGUUGCCUUCCUGACUGAUGAUAAAUCUGAUAGCUCUGCAAACACAAACUUUUCAGCAUUCAGUCCACGGGAAAUAAUGCUACUUCAGUUAACCUUGAUUGAAAUGAUGCUCACUAAAGUACAGUCGAAGGAAACUGAAUACUGCAUAAGACAGAAGUACUGUGAUAUAAUUAGAAUUCUUCUAAAGGAGACACAAGCUGACUCAAAAUUAAUCUGGCUGUUAGGUAGCUCUGAUAAACUGUUAUGUCACAUGGCUUCAAAGAGUAUGGCCUCCCUUGUGUAUUUCCAGCUAAAGGAAGAGAACUCAUUAAAUGUCACCUGGCUGGCAUUUUGUUUGAAGACUCUUUCAGAAUUCCCAAGGAGUGUUCAAGCAGCAGAAUGUCUAUGGACUCUUACAGCAAUUAUUAGAGAUGUUUUGAAAGAUGAAGAUAUGCGCAAAGCAGAUAUAAUGAAGAAGCUUUUCACUCCUCUUGAUGCCGUACUUGAAGGAUUUCAUGAUUCCAUUUUGUUUCAUCAUUUUGACAGCCACCGAGAUGCAUCAGCACACUCUAAAACCUCAAAUGACUUAAUUGCUUUCAUAGAUUUGCUUGAAGUUCUUGUGGCCUGCAGAUUCCAACUAGCAUUGCACUUCAGAUGCCAAAGAAUUUUAUUUUUGAAAACUACUUACAUCCUGGGCCUUGCUAGUUCAUCAGUUCAUUAUUUAAUCAAGAAGAAGUCCAUUAUGCUUGUUAAGAAAUGUAUCCUUUGUAAAGCUGGUGAAGAUUUCACAAAAGGAUUGUUACUAACACCAUCCCUACAGGAUCCUUAUUUAGAUAUGGAUAUGGUAACAUUGGCUGCUGCUUUACUGGAAGCUGUGGAUUUGGGGUGGAUGAAUCGAAUAACUGUUAGUGAAAAAGCCUGCUAUUUCGGAGGCAGUGAAACUCAGCCUAAAGGUGGUGUCUGCACUGGUCCUGACCAAGUAAUCAUCAGAGCCUUAAGCUUGAUUUUACUGAAAGCUUUAGAAACAAAGAUCCAGAACUCUGCUGAGGAAGCUGAAGUCAAAGCAAACCUGCGGCGUUUCAUGUCCAUAUUAUUAACCUUCUUGAAGAACCAUCUGAAGUCAUCUCCACAUUCUUACCCAACUGAACAUCCUUGUGAAUGGCUUUCCGUGGUCUUUGUAGAACAAGAUGACGACAUGCUGGAAGCUGCUAAAGCAUUAUUAACCAUUUAUUUAAAGUUGAAUAGAUUAUGGCAUGCUGCUGCUGGUGACUUGCGCCUCGAAGAAACCUGGGACGAUCUGACACAUGAAAGCGGUUGUAAUCCUCACUGCAUCUUUUUAUAUCUUCUGAAGAACAUUUCUUUUGAUUCCACAGUUCUUCUUGAUUUUUUGAUUUCAUCAGAAACUUGCUUCCUUGAGUACUUUGUAAGAUAUUUGAAACUUCUUAGAGAGGGCUGGCACCAUUUUGUCAACAUCUGUAAUUGCUUUGAUGCUGUAACUAAAGGAGGCGUGUGUGAUUCUUUUGCCACCUCUCCCCACCAGGGAGAAAGAUACUGUCAGACUGUUUUGAGAUGGCAAACUGCCUGCUAUGAUCCAGAACAACAGACUCCGGCAGCUGUGGUUUCUUCCCAUGAGUCUUUUGCACCCACAAGGCAGCAUUGUGAUGACCAAGUUGCAAAAUCUGACCUGUCUAACACAGUUUCCUUGGGCUGCCUUCAAAGCCUUGUUAAUUAUGACAGCUCGGAAGACUCUGAUUCGGAAUCCGUUGGAAAGGAGUCUUUGGCAAACGUGAAGCAAAUGCCUAUAAAUAAACAAGGCAGUACAAAGAUAAGGGAAGCUGUUUCCAGGGUCAUAGAUGACGAACCAAAUACAUUUGAAUCAAAAAUGUUGCCUCUGGGACAAAAAGGUUCUAAUACCUCAUCAUUCUUGGCAUGUAGGCUUACUUCGAAUAACCCACCCCCCAUAGAAGGAAUGCUUCACAAAGCAAUGAAAUGUUUGGAAGAACUACAAAAGGCAAUUUCUAGGCUACAGAGAAAAAACCUUUUCCCAUACAACCCAGCUGCACUUUUGAAACUGUUGCUUCACAUUGAGAGAAUCUGUAAGAGCAUGAACCCAUUGUAAGGCAACAGAGUGCCAAGGCUGACACUUUGAAGUGAUUUCUCACUAGUAAGCAAGGGACUGUUCCCACAAGAUAAACAUGCUCUGAUGCUCAGACUGCGAGGGACAUUCCUUUUGGACUUAUCUGCGUGUUUAAACUGAGCUGGCUAAAUUGGAUGCCAGCUGACACUUAAAGAUAAAUCUGCAGCUGCGUUUUAAGUAUCCGGUCUGCUGUCUCCAAGCCCCAAAUUUAUUUCCAGUAUAUGUGACAGUAUACAAUACGUAAGGAUGAGUUAUUAGGUAUUAACAAAUGACAGUAAAUCAGUGAUUCUCUUGAAGACCUAAUGUUAAAGUACCUCUACUUUAAAAUGUUAACUGUAAUUCUUUCUACUGUCAUUCUAAGAUCUGAAGACACUGCUAGAUUGCAGUCUAUAAAGCACUGCCAGUGCAGUGAUAAUUCUAGAUUCUAGUGCUUAGAAGUAGAGAUGUGUAAGCUGUUUGAACCAGAGAAGGUUUUAUGUUUGAACAGGGGCUACCCUGGUCCACAACUGGGGUUUCUGGGCAUCAUCUUUUGUACUGAUAGUACUGCACUCUUCCACAUCUGUGUUUUUAGUACUAAAUUGUAUUUGGAUCCCCCUUUUUGCCUUUUACCAUAGGCCUCAGCAGCUAAUGGUGCUAUGCUUUCCCGGGCCUGAAGUCAAACUACAAUUUCACUGUAAACUGUUUCCUAAAUGUGUGCAAGUCAUUUCAUUUUAUGGUAUACCCUUUUAAAAAAAUGCUGGAGUAGCAAAGGCUCCACUUAACUUCAUGUUGGCUUUAUCGUCGUAAAGCUAGAAUCAAACUUGGAUACUGCAAAAGUGAAGUUCUGGUAGAAAUUCUUACUUUGCUCCAUUACACACACUCUAUAAAAUUAAUAAAUUAUAACACAGUAAUGUAUUAAACUACAUGAUGCAGGGGGAAAAAAAAGAAUAUAUUACGUACUUGUGCUGUAAGCUUGUAAGAUUGAUGUUAGACCUUUUAAUUUAAUUAAGACCUUGGACACUGAGAAGUUAAGUCCCUAGUUCUAGAGAAGGAUCCAGAGCCCCAAGUCCAGCACUCCUACCUAAUAAUGCCCAAGGCGAAUUGGGUAGCUCAACACACCGAUGAGAAAACUGCCUGAAGUCUGUACACUGAGCAUGCAACUGUGGUGCAUUGAGCAUGGGGUGAGUCAUAAAUUCCCCUCCUAAAGCAAUUGGGGCAUCAGAAAGGAACCUCCAUGGACUUGUGGCCAUUAGCUCUGAAUUCUCACCUUUUAUGUAGGUAUCUGUGCCUUCCUUUUCAAGGAACUGAGCACUUUUUUUAUGUAACUCUUUUUAGUUCUAAACAGUGACUGAAUAAAAUAUUGAAACAAUCCAUAGAGCAGGGACUGGAAUCCAGGUCUUCUUCCUCCCAGGUGAAUGCCUACCCAAGCUCUAGGUCAGGGUCAGGGUCGUGCUCCAACUCCUGCUCUUUCUGCAGCCUAAUGAAUCUUUUUCCUGCACAGUGCCACAGCUUUAUCAGGAGGAAUGAUGCUAGUCUCGCCCACAGUGACCUGACAGAAUCAUGGUGGCAGGGUAGGGCAGGGCAGUUUCUUGAGUGGCUGGAGAUAUGGCUUUGAAUCCCUUCAGGCAAAGGAAGGAAUUAAACUGGGAUCUCUUUCUUCCUCCGUGACUGCUCUAAUUGCUAAGUUAUUAGACAUAGAGGGACGUUUCCAUGUUUUCCCUGUUCAUCUGUGUUAAAUUUGCUUGGAGAAUGUCUGUCUUCUCCCGAGAGGCUUGCUCUAGGUUUAGGCAGAGGACUGCUAGUCCCUGGACAUUAAUUGGGGUUAGGGCAGAGUUGUCCAAUAUCUCAGCAGCUGGAGGCUGCAAGCCAAGCCAUCUAUGCCUGGCUUGUGCAGGCCAUCGCCCCCUUCCCCCUUCUGUACCAUACAGUUGAGUGGCACCCCCACCAUCCCAGCUGAUGUGCCACGAGCUCCCCCAGCACUGCAGGCUGUGCCACACAGCCACCUGUAGAGACAUCAACCUUUCAGGUUUCCUGUUCCAGACUUGGGGAUCUAGUCUCCAUAUGCAUCUUAUUUUAGGCAGUCCGGUCCUUUUUUUGGAUCUUAGUUUUAACUCAGCUAAAAAUCAAAAGAGGAGUCAGUAACUUCAUUGUUGUAUUCGUACAGGUUUUACCAUCUAAUGGCUUAUGCUUAAUGCUAUUUUAAAUAUUGCAAAGGUGCUGUAUCUUUCACACCUUUACAAGGUAGACAGGGUGAGUGCAGGAAGAUGAAUUCCUUCUCUGGCAGGUGCCAUUUUUUACUUUCUUAUAACUAGUUUCAUAAUUCAGGGGGAAAGCUUUUUAAAUACAAGUUCAAACUCUCAGGCUGUUGUCGAAUGCAAGAAAAAUUGGAGACAUCCUGUCAUCUUGGGAUUCACACAUGGCAAUGUUUGCAUUUUAUUUUUACAUUUGUUAUUUAUACCUAAAAAAAAAUCUACAUUGUUUGGUAAUGAGGAAAACAAGUCAUGUUUUCUGUUGUGUUCUUUUCAGCCUUGCUAAAAUAAAAAUGGCUGCAGACA
Alligator mississippiensis (American alligator) is the source of this 5417-nucleotide messenger RNA. RefSeq names its product lines homolog 1 (gene LINS1). The record is from RefSeq and is a predicted model, not a curated record. The transcript is spliced from 8 exons. NCBI's taxonomy places the organism in Eukaryota, Metazoa, Chordata, Crocodylia, Alligatoridae. Bases 556 to 2865 code for a protein of 769 amino acids.